AUAAACAAGCGAAUGACCGGCGGCCGAUGAAUCAUCCGUGUAAUUAACCACACGACCGCACAGUAUAAUCGAUUACGUGUGCGCUACGGCUAGCAACUGGCGAGCCUUCCUAUUUUUCCAUAGAGAUUAAUUAUGUAAUGUGGUUUUCUCUCCCGUGACCGUUGACGACAUUAAGAACGUUUCAUGCCGCCGUCGCUGUUAAGCCGUUAGAGCUUUCGCGUCCCCGAGUAGGCUUGUAACGUAAAAUAUAUACCACUUCAAAAAGAGGAAGGGGGAAAAAAUAUUCGCACGUUACAAUUUCCGGUAAUCUGUGAUCACCCGACUCAUCACCCGCGACAAUCGCCCUUAACAAAAACAAUGGUAGCCCAUACCGUACUUCUGGACUUCACGGUGUCCAGCAGCGUGAUCGCCGAUAUGGAGAAGCGAUCCGGCUUGAAAAAGGCGAUCGCGAACGUACUGGCGGAACACUUCGUCGGUCUCAAGCCGCUGACAGAGUCCACCAUCGACGGCAGUUUGCUCGUUUUGUAUACCGGACCCAGGGGCAGUCUAAUCACUGUCAGAGGAUACACAGAGGGUCUAAUUACAUUAAACAUCGAGUAUUACAAGCAGGACGACCAGGAGGCGCUCUUAACUUUUGAGCAGUGGCGAUACUUGGAAGCUGAUGUUGCCAUGGCUUUGAACAGCCAGCGCAGCAAACGUUUACCGCCAGUAAGACGAGGAACCAUAUAUGACCUCUAUCUGACACUAUCAGACGAGCGACUGCUGGAAUAUGACAUCGACAAGCUCGUGUUCGAAGCUAGAUCACCGUAUCAGAAGGUACAAAUUGUGCAUUCCAAAUCGCUGGGCAAUCUCCUGGUGCUCGACGAGCUGCAAAACAUGUCCGAGGCGGAUCUCAUAUAUACAGAAACGCUGAUGCAACGAGGUAAAGAAAAUUACGCCGGCAAGGAGAUAGUGAUACUCGGUGGCGGCGACGGCGGCCUAUUGUGGGAAUUGUUGAAAGAGAAACCAAAAUUUGUCACGAUGCUAGAAAUCGAUGACAUUGUCAUGAAAGCCUGUAGUCAGCAUAUGCGAAGCAUAUGUGGCGAUUGCCUAGACAAGAGAAAGGGCGAUAAUUAUGAAAUCAUUGUCGGCGAUUGUGUGAAAGCUUUGGCCCAUAUGAUCGAAGAAGGACGACGAUUUGAUUACGUCUUCGGUGAUCUGACGGACAUUCCUAUUAGCACAACACCACAUGGUGAUGACUGGGAUUUUAUUAGACUAAUCCUCAACUCUUCUAUGAAGGUGUUGAAGUCUACUGGAAAGUACAUGACGCAUGGAAAUGGUGCGUCUUGUCCAGAAUCUUUAAAGAUGUAUGAAGAAGUCUUAUCGCAGCUAUGCGUGCCGGUCACGUUUACGAAGGAUCGUGCUUUCGUUCCAUCUUUUUUCGAGGAUUGGAUCUUCUAUCAAGUUUCACUGAAAUGAUGGAGUCAAGAGUAUUCUGGCAGAACCUGGAGGAUCAUGACAAAUCGGCCUCCUCACAGUCCGCUGCCUGUCUUAUGACCCAAACUCUAUUUCCUAGUUCUAGCCUUAUUAAUUAAUGAAAUUAGUUCCUGAGUGAGGCGAAUCAAACUAUUAUUAAUUAAUAUUUUUCA
This is a messenger RNA of Monomorium pharaonis (pharaoh ant), 1628 nucleotides long. RefSeq names its product spermine synthase (gene Sms). Gene Ontology annotation, biological process: spermine biosynthetic process. Gene Ontology annotation, molecular function: spermine synthase activity. The transcript has 8 exons. Lineage: Eukaryota; Metazoa; Arthropoda; Insecta; Hymenoptera; Formicidae. Bases 358 to 1458 code for a protein of 366 amino acids. The record is from RefSeq and is a predicted model, not a curated record.